AGUUUACGGAUUGCCGUCGUUGGGGCUGAUUGGGUGUAAUGAAUUUAAUUUAAUAUAUUAAUAAAAAACGUAUUUAUUCAAUUGACGACAGUAGCGAAUUGACUCUCGUACUAUGGACACGGAAGAUAACCGCGCUGAAGGUUGGAAGUACCUCAACAAGCAGUACUUUGGUGAUGGUGAACGCGCUAACUAUGUGAACAUACCGCAUGUGAUCGCGAUGGUCGGCUUGCCGGCUCGCGGCAAGACCUACAUCUCCAAGAAACUGUCCAGAUACCUCAACUGGAUAGGAAUCAACACUAGAGUGUUCAACCUUGGUGAAUACAGGCGGCACGCCACCACAGCGUACACGAGCCAUGAGUUCUUCCGCGCAGACAACAAGGAAGCCAUGGCGAUACGGCAGCAGUGCGCUCUGGAUGCCUUGCACGAUGUCUGCGAGUGGCUCGUCAAGGGCGGCGAGGUCGCCGUAUUUGACGCGACAAACUCGACGCUGGACCGGCGGCGCAUGAUCCGCGACAUCGUUGUGCACAAGAUGGGCUUCAAGCUCUUCUUCGUCGAGUCCAUAUGUGACGACCCUAGGAUUAUCGAACAGAAUAUUAUGGAGGUAAAAGUAAGCAGCCCUGACUACACAAACAUUCAAAACACAGACAAUGUACUAAACGACUUCCUGCUCCGGAUAGAGCAUUACAAAGAGAAAUAUGAGCCUUUGGAUGAAAGCCUGGAGUCUGAUUACAGCUACAUGAAAAUCUAUGACACUGGAGAGAAGGUGGUGGUACAUAAACAUGAAGGACACAUACAGAGCCGGAUUGUAUAUUAUCUCAUGAACAUACAUAUUGUUCCCCGGACUAUAUAUUUGACCAGGCAUGGUGAAAGCACACAUAACAUUGUGGGUCGUAUUGGCGGCGACAGCGAUCUCUCCCCACGCGGCCGGCAAUAUGCUAAGGCCCUCGCCAAUUACAUCGACCAGCAACAAAUACCCGGCCUGAGGGUCUGGACCUCGUGGAUGAAGAGGGCCAUACAGACCGUCAAAGAUGUCAAGGCUCCACAAGAGAGGUGGAAGGCACUCAAUGAGAUUGAUGCGGGUAUAUGCGAAGAGAUGACGUACGCGGAGAUUCAACAGAAAUACCCGUCGGACUUCAACGCUCGCGACGCGAACAAGUUCGCGUACAGGUACCCCCGCGGCGAGAGCUAUGAGGACCUGGUGGCGCGGCUGGAGCCCGUCAUCAUGGAGCUGGAGCGCCAGGGCAACGUGCUCGUCGUCUCUCACCAGGCCGUCAUGCGAUGUCUGCUCGCCUACUUCCUCGAUAAGUCCGCUGAGGAGCUCCCGUACCUGCACGUGCCGCUGCACACGGUGAUCAAGCUGACGCCGGUGGCGUACGGCUGUCGCGAGGAACACAUCAAGCUCUCCGUGCCCGCCGUCGACACGCAUCGCCCCAAACCUUCUGACGACGAAGACGCGGCUGAGAUACAAGUGAUACCCGCGCCGCCUAUAAAGCCGCCCACGCCUCCUGUUCUCAACGGUGAAACGAAUGGCGAACAAAGCGAAGAUAGCCAGUCGCAUUAAUAUUAUACACAGGACACGUAGUUAAUGAUAUCAAUACAUUGUCCAUGCUAGUUCAAAAAGUUAGUUUGUAAAUGACAUUUGGGUAUUUCUUUUUCUGCGUGAACGAGUAAAAAUAGAUUGUGGUGGUUAUCUGUGACUGUCUACAAUCAGUCGAGUCGACGAAUUUGAGACUGAUGAUAAGUGAGUUUAGAUUUUUAAAUUUUUAAGUCGUGUUACUGUCUUUAUAUGAAAAAAUAAUAACUUUUUAAUACGUUCACGUCCACAUGGCCGAUUGUCACCGUUCACUCAGAGUCAGCGCGGGGUCACAACAUUUGGAUAUGUUUGUUAUGGUCUUAUGCUUUAACUUAAAUUUUCCCGCCUAUAAUUUCAAGUUUUCUCCUUUGGCGCUACAGCGCUUAUGCUGCUGCAUUAUAGCUUCCCUUGAGUUGCAAACAAAGCGCAGUCCCUAAAUUCUGACAAGCGCUUUAUUCGCUUACUAGCGUGAGACGCAAGUACAGCGUUAAUAAACCGCGAAUUCUAUACACCUAUUGUGCCCCACGCAUUAUAUAUUUUUGUAAGCUGUCUCUGGUUGUCUAGCUAGCGCCUGUCAUCCUAUCAUAUUUAUAAAAUAAUAUUUAAUUAUACAUAAGAAUUUUUACAAAGUGGCUAUGUAUAUUAAAUGUAAUAUUGUAAAAUUAUAAUUAACUUUUAUUUAAAUAUAAGUUUAAUGUAAGUGGGA
Spodoptera exigua (beet armyworm) is the source of this 2279-nucleotide messenger RNA. The record is from the annotation of a GenBank genome assembly. NCBI's taxonomy places the organism in Eukaryota, Metazoa, Arthropoda, Insecta, Lepidoptera, Noctuidae.